Phyllopteryx taeniolatus (common seadragon) is the source of this 3548-nucleotide messenger RNA. It is a transcript of the gene plpp6, whose product is annotated as phospholipid phosphatase 6. Bases 1510 to 2373 code for a protein of 287 amino acids. The record is from RefSeq and is a predicted model, not a curated record. NCBI's taxonomy places the organism in Eukaryota, Metazoa, Chordata, Actinopteri, Syngnathiformes, Syngnathidae. The transcript is spliced from 2 exons. Gene Ontology annotation, molecular function: sphingosine-1-phosphate phosphatase activity.
AGAGAAGCUGCUCCGCGGGUGUGCGAUCAACCCCCUCACGCAAAACAAACCCGGAAGUAUGCGUGCUCCGUGAAACUGACAUCGAGGACACCAUUUUUUUUUCCCCUCCAUGAAAUAACUUUAUUGAUAGCACAUCACAAUAACAGUAGGAAGUAAUCCCAUAUAAAACACGCGAAAACGUAAAAAAAAUUAAAUGUUGGUCCAAAAGUAAGUAUAAACUUUUAAAAGUUACUUAUUUACGAUAGGUACGUAGUGAGGAAUGGUAAGAGAGGAAAGAAGGAAGGAAAGAAAGACGUAAGGCAGGAAGGAACCAAAAUGGAAGGAAAGAAACAAAGCUGUCAUGAAAGGACGGGUGGGCGCGACGAAGAUUGAAACGUAGGAAAUAAUCAAAUAAAAUUUUAGUGACACAUUACUUUUCGUCCAUUAAAAAUGCAACACACGGCGCUUUACAAAUAUAAAAACAGACAAAUUCAUUAAGGAUGGGUGGAAGGAAGAAAACAAGGAUGUAUGAAAGCAAGAAAGUGGGAUGAAGGACGGAAGGAAACAAGGAUGCAUGAAAGAAUAUAAGGAUGGAGGAAACGAUGAUAUAUGAAAAUGAAGGAAGGAUGGAACUGAUUGAGGAAAGAACAAAGGAUGAAGGAAUGAACACUGAAAAAAGUACUUAAUUUGAUCAUGUACAAAGGUUAAACAGACUUAAACCAUUUUUUCCUCUUCUUCUCAAAAAUAAUCAAAUUCACAUUUCAGUCGUGUGCAACUGAUGUACAUGUUCGAAUUCAGUAAAUUCAGUUCGUUGUUUUUUUCCCAUUGAAGCAAGGAAGGGACUCACAGGCACUUUUAGGGUCACCACCAGGUCAGCACACUUGAAACCUUAACACUGGCCUGAAACCAUCAUCUGAAAAACCCUAAACCAGGCUAGAAACUAGACUAUUCUGAAAACCCUACUUUGACUUUUUGAAAGUAAGAUGUGUUUAAAAAAAAUGUCAUUAUAAUAAAUAAGUGUAAAUGUAAUACAAAUAUUUUUAAGUGUAUACCUACCAGUCUGUAGAAUAUAUGAGACGGUACGAAAAAAAAGGGGGGAGGGGGAAAUGAAUUAUAGUCAUUGUAUAUUGUGCUACAACUGGGAAAAAAAAUCUAGUAAAAAAAAACCAAAAGUUUUAGGCUAUAGAUUAUUAUUGAGGGGUUUUGUAUUAAAAUACUACUUUUUUAAAAGGUGAAUUAACUAAAUACAUGUAUUUAUAUUUACAUUUUAAUUAUUUAUUUGAGCUACAUUAUUGUAUUUUUAAAAACGGCGUACAAUAACUUGACAAAACUUGACGGCUUGUCCUUCGUUGAUUGAAGGGGAAAAACACCAUUUCCCAGCAGGCGUUGCGAUAGAACAACAAAUAUGGCGUAGCGGGGCUUCAGUACUUUCCAGUCGACGAGAUCAAGCGUCGACAGCCAGUCCAGCGCAACACUGCGGAGACAUUCCCACUGCGGUGCCAGCCCGCCGCAGCGACACUAGCCGACAAAAUGUCUUCACCGAAGGCGAAACCCCCGGGUCGCGCCGGCGGCAGUGGGGGGAGCCCGGUGCUCGGUGGCACCAACAACGGCCGCUACGAGUUCAUGUCGCUCACCAAGCCGCUGAGCCGGUCGUCGACGCCGCCUCAUCCCCUCCAGCGGCAGAGCUCCGACGGGGCCGCCGCGCGGCUCCGCGCCUCGGAGAGCCCCACUCGUCGCCGCGGCUCCGGCUCCUCCAACGGCUCCGGGCCGCCGGAGGAGGACGGCAUUCGGCUCAACCCUUCGCUCCUCCGCGUGGCCCUCAGCUCGCUGCUCGCCAUCGACUUGUGGCUGUCCAAGAGUCUCGGGGUGUGCGCCCGGGAGGACUCGUCGUUGGGGAGUGCGCGGCCCCUGAUGAAGCUCAUCGAGGUGACGGGCCACGGCAUCCCCUGGCUGGCUGGAACCGCCUACUGCCUCUACAAGAGUGACAGUGCUGCCGGGCAGGAGGUCCUGCUCAACCUCUUCAUAGGUCUUCUGCUGGAUCUGGUCCUGGUGGGCGUGGUGAAGGCGACGGUGCGGCGGCGGCGGCCAGCCCACAACCGCAUGGACAUGUUCGCCUCCUUCUCGGUGGACCGCUACUCCUUUCCGUCGGGCCACGCCACGCGCGCCGCCAUGUGCGCCCGCUUUCUUCUGGCGCACCUGGUGCUGGCCGCCCCGCUGCGGGUCCUGGUGCUGCUGUGGGCGGCCACGGUGGGGCUGAGCCGCGUCAUGCUGGGCCGCCACAACGUCACAGAUGUGGCUUUUGGCUUCUGGAUGGGCUACUGCCAGUACAACCUGCUGGAGGCGCUCUGGCUCUCGCCUCAGAGCCUGCAGGCGCUGCUGGGACAUGUAGCAUAACAAUCAGACACUUAAUGUUAUUAUUGCCAAAAUCGUGGGAAUGCUGAAGAGCACUCAUGCACUUUUUCGACACGCUACUCCUUCCACACUUCCCGACCCAUUCAAACCGUUCCGACUUCAAAAUAUUCACAAAAUUCAGGACAUCUUUUCAUGUCCCACAAAUUCCCACAUUUUUCAGCAGUCCACAUUUUCAGUGGAAAGAAAUCUCAUUGAAACGAAUGAGACAUUUUACAGAUUUAACUAACCCUUCCAUAUUUUUAGACCAAUUUAAACCAUUCCAACUUCAAAAUGUUUACAAAAUUCAGGACAUCUACAACCCUGCCGCAAAAAAAAAAAAAAAAAAAAAAAAAAAAUUCCAUUUCACCAAUCCACAUUUUCCAUGGCAAGAUUUCCCAAAUCCUUGCAGACAGUUUUAACAUAUCCAUAUUGAACUCACCUAUUCAAAUUUCUUAACUGUCUCACACCAUUCCAACUUCAAAAUAUACCUUUUUUUCUUUUGAUACUCUAUCAUUGAAAUUAAUCAUUUUCAGUCCUAUAUUCAAGAUGCAUUCCAUUUGACAUAAUUGCACAGUAUUUCAGUUCAGCUUCAGCUCUUCAGCAUUCACACACAAUUUCUACAAAAAUGUCUCAAGUUAUUGUUUUUAUUCUAGCUGCACUACUGUGGAUCAUGUGAAAUAUUCAUUGUCCCACGAGGGGGGAGUUGUUGGUGCAGUCCAAUACUUUGUCUGGUCCAGUUUUAUAUGGUGCCUCUUAAAGGCAGUUUUAUCUUUUGCAAUCCAGAAAUCAACAAGGUUCUUGUUUUGCCACGUAGCAUGUACUUGUAAAUAUACUUGAAUACCAAGAGACUGUUCAGUCAAGAGAUGCAAGGAGCAUGAAGGUUUUUUUAUUGUUUUGUUUUGAUUUUAUCCUUGGCCGAGGCUGCGUCUGUCCUUUUGCGAGGGAUGUUCUUCAAAAUCAAUAGGGUUCGUGCUUUAACGUGGAUAAAUAUAAUCCCUGAAAACACGAAUAGUGUGACCAGUAGACAAGUGAUGGAGGGUGUUUUUUUACAUUUAAUUUGUGAUACAUUUGCCAUUUUGUGUUUGGUGUUGUUCACAAAAAUUCCAAAUCAACCGGGUUCCUGUUUUGACACACGGCACGUACUACUGUCAAUAAAUGCUUAGAAACUGUUGAAUCAA